This is a messenger RNA of Nelumbo nucifera (sacred lotus), 1436 nucleotides long. The record is from RefSeq and is a predicted model, not a curated record. Lineage: Eukaryota; Viridiplantae; Streptophyta; Magnoliopsida; Proteales; Nelumbonaceae.
CCUUGAAAGUUCGAUUUCGAUGUUCCCGUGUGAUGUAUAGCCGGUUCUGGUGUUUUGGUUUGUCUAUUGUUUAGGGUUCUCACUGAGUCACUGGUUGUAAGCUGUAACGGUUCUUACAUCUCACCCGUCUGCGAAUAGAGAACGAAGACCCAUUUGAAUUCAGACUUCAGAGAGAGUAUUCAAUCAAAGAUUCAAAAUCCUCCCAGGCGCCAACUCCACGAAACUGUAAGUUCUAUAAGCGGCAGCGCAUCCUUCUUUUCCUCUUUCAGUCAAUCUCAUACAAUGUUUGGUUUUUUACGUAGAAGACUAUGUAUUAACGUCGCCAGAAGAAGGGAUUCAACACCAAUUCUUAGAUAUCUUCAAAACCCGUUUCUCAAAUCCAUCUCUCACAUUUCAAAUUCUGAAAAGGAUUCAUCUUUUACGGUUUCUUACCUAGUAAACAUUUGUGGACUCUCAUCAGAAAAAGCCCUUUCUGUUGCAAAGAAAGUUCAUUUGGAAGAUGAAAAGAAACCAGAUUCUGUGCUCAAAUUCUUUGAAACCCACGGGUUCAGCAAAACCCAGAUCGCCAAAGUAAUCACUAAGCGUCCAUUGCUACUUUUAGCCGACCCAGUAAAAUCAAUUGAGCCUAAAGUUCAGUUUUUCAGACAGGUUGGAGUAUCAGGCCCCAAUAUCACUAAGUUGCUCACUUCAGACCCUGCCAUCCUCACGAGGAGCUUAGAGAAACAAAUCACUCCUUCUUGGAACUUUCUCAAGACUUUACUUCACACAGACAAUAAUGUCGCCUUGGCCAUUCACCGCAACAGCGCUUCCUGGAUUCUUCAAUUUAAUGUUCUCAGAACGUUGGCACCCAAAAUUGAUAUAUUGCGAGAUCAUGGUGUGCCUGAGUCCAAUAUCUCAAAAAUGAUCAUGUGGUGUCCUGGUAGACUAACUCAGAACAACGAUCGGUUUACAGAGAUUGUGAAGGAGAUAUGUGAAAUGGGCUUUGAUCCCUCAAGCACAAUGUUUGUCAAAGCCCUAAAUAUAAAAUCAGGGAUGAGCACGGCUACAUGGGAUGCUAAACUUGGAGUUUACAAGAGUUUUGGUUGGUCAGACGAUGAGAUACUUUGCUUGUUCAGAAGGAGCCCUAAUUGCGUAUCUACCUCGGAGGAGGAUAUCAAGGCUAAGCUGGAUUUCUUCAUGAAUAAAUUGAACCUGAAGCCUUCAGUUCUUUCUAGAAAUCCAGUAAUAUUUAGCCUUAGUUUGGAAAAUAGGAUAGUUCCAAGAAUAUCUCUUAUUCAGGUUCUACUCUCAAAGGGACUUGUGAGAAAGAAUAUUUCCCUUGGAAGUGCAUUACUAAUGACUGAUGUGAAGUUUCGAGAUAAGUUUGUAACCAGGUACAAACAUGAGAUUACUGAUUUAACAAGUGUAUUCCAAGGUAAAAUAUGAUCAUCUUUUUG